UUGGUUAAGAAGUCACACCCUGUACAAGCUCACAGACAGUGACAGCGGCGAUCAAGACUGACAGGUCAAGUAGCCAAUGCCUUAAAACCGAUACUUUAACUCCAGGAAGUUUCUUCUUAAAUUAGCCAAUGGUGAAGUAAGAAGAAGGCGGGGAUUAAUAGUAUACUUUCGGAGUUGUGUGGCUAAGCUAGUUAGCUGGCUAGCUAGCUGGCUAAUUAGUUGAAGUAAUAAGAAGGAGAAAUAACAAAGGUGUCUCGGUCGUGAGGUAAAUGUCAUACCGCCGGGCAGAUGUACAGACAGCCACGAGAAAGUGUGGAAUGUCGGAGAGUGAAGGUACAGCGCUGAAAAUGGGCCUGUUUAUGAUGAACGCCGUCGUUGGAGCCGUGAGCUCGGGAACAGCCGAAGGCACCGUCACGGAGAACAAGCCACUGUGCAUCGGCGCGAACAACCAGACUUAUAUCUGUGAUUCAGGCUACUGCUGUUUAGAGCCUCAGUGCUGUAGCUACUACUACGAGCUAUGGUGGUUCUGGCUGGUCUGGACUGUCAUCAUUAUCCUGAGCUGCUGUUGUUUUUGCCAUCAUCGUCGCGCCAAGCAUCGCCUGCAACAGCAGCAGCGGCAGCAUGAGAUCAACCUCAUUGCCUACAGAGAGGUUCACAACUACACCUCGCUGCCCUUUUACUUCAGGUUUCUUCCCAGCUACCUCUUACCUGCAUAUGAGGAGGUGGAGAACAGACCCCCGACACCUCCUCCUCCAUACAGUGCCUCACAACCAGGUCAAAGCACAGAUUCAGUCAGCCCUGAGCAAAACAAUGAGCUGUGCCCAUCGCUACAGACAGGCUCCACAGCCACUGCAUCAGAGGGCAACUCAACUAUGAACUGCAUCGAAGAGACCGCCCGCCCUCCUGCUCAUCGGCCAACAGGUGACGCGCACAAACCCUACCUGAGCUUUGAGGAGGACAGCCAGCAGCAGUUGGCAUCUGCCACUUCACCUGAGAUAAGUAAGACUGACAAAGAACCCUUAAAGUGUGGAGAUCAAGGGCUUGAUUGUUGCACUGAGAGCAAGGACAAGACAGUGGGUCGCCAUAGACGCUUUACCGGAGACUCAGGAAUCGAGGUGUGUGUAUGCAGCCGUGGUCCAGGGGAAGGAGAGUAUGAGGAAGAGGAUGAGAUGAAGGAACUUGAAGGACUUUUGGACAGAGAGGAGUUACAGAAGCAGGACUUCUGUGAUAGUUGCAACCCCCAUAAUGAUGACCUACAAGGGCCAGGUGAUGAGGAACAAGGCUUUGUUGGCCCAGAAAGGAGCCCUGAGCACAGAGAUCCCCCUCUCCACCGUCUCCCUAUCAGCCUCCAGUUACACACCAUUAAUGAACUGGAGGCUUCACAGCAAGGCAACAGUGCAGAUUCUCAAAGCUAAACACCACCAUAUACUAAAGUGACUCUCUGUGGUUUGCUGUCUCCCUUUAUUUUUUCACUGUACUGUUGCUUUGCCUGUGUGCUGGAAGUGUGAAUGUUAUGCAGUGUUGUUGGAUUCAUCUAAAAUCCAGCAAAGACAUGUUUAAAGAACACUGCAGAAAAGAACGUUAUUCAAUUGCUAGGUAAUUUUGUUUUCUACUUAAUAGACCCAGUAAGGGUCACUGCUUGUUUUCAACAAACAAGGGGUUUCAAAGGAUGAUGCAAAUAUUUAAAUAAUGAUUGAAGUUGGAGCUGCUGUUGUAAGCUGACAUUGUUUGUACAGGGAAAUUCAGUAUAUAUCUUAAACUGGAAUUCAUUUAUUUAAACCCCAAAAUGCACACAGAUUUUUUACCAUUAGUUUGUUAUUCCCCCUUUAAAUAAGGUUUUUCUAAAUUUGGACAAAAACCAAUAACACCAUUUUCUCAACCGACUCUGGUAACUGACUGGUUGCUAGGUAUACAGACAAGAUGGUUGUUUUUUACUUUAUUUUAAAUCUGCCCAAAUAUAUCACUGUAACACUGUAAUUUGAACUUUAUGUUCUAUAUGGCUAAAUAUAUGUGGAAACCUGACCAUCACACCAAACAAAGUUUGAAGCAUUGUUGUAUAGGAUUCCUUUUCCAUAGCAUUAUUCCUAUUCUGUAGCAUUACAAUACAUUAUACUGGAACUAAGUGACCGUGCCCUUGUACCCAAAGAAAGGGGGCACAUAAACACCUGGUUUGGCAAAGUAGGUGUUGAAGAACUCAGUGACCUGCACAUAGCCUUGACUUUAACCCCACUGAACACCUGUCUGCACACCAGGAUUUUCUUACUUGUACCUGACCUCACUAUUGCUCUUGUGGCUAAAUGGGUAAAUCUGCACUCCAAUCUAGUGUUCAUUUUUCCUAGAUGAUCAGAGGUAAUUAUAAUAGUAUAACGAGCACUUACUGUUUAUGGUUUUCGAACGGUACUUAUGGAUGGUCAUGUGUCUACAUUCUUUUAGCUGUGUAGUGUAUAUUCAAUAAGCAUCUAUUUUAAAUAUCAAAGAAUCAAACUGGAUUCAAUUCAAUUCAAUUUUAUUUAUAAAGCACUUUUAAAAUCCGCCUGAGCUGGCCAAAGUGCUGUACAUAGAGAUAAAAGAAAAGGAAAAAACAAAGAACAUAAAUAUAAAGGAUCAUUGUUAUUGCAAAAAAGAUAACAUCUAAUCAAAGAAUUUAAGGAAUACAAGAGUAUCUGAUAUCUGAAUGUGAAUAUAUAGUCAUGCUAAUCCUCACAAAAAACACAAGAUUUUGCACUGCAUAAAUAUGAGGAAAAGAAGAUGUGAAGACUGUCUCUAUAGAUCGCAUAAUUUGUCCAGGCUGCAGAACCUGGUGUGUAGACGUGUAUUUCUUUCUGCCUUCUUAAUAGAGCUGUCAGAUGUUGGACAUACUGUAACAGUGCCAUGGUGGCCUGUUUUUUUUCUCAAAGAUUCUUUAAUUGGUAUAUUUGCUCUUUAAUCUGGCUGGCAUGUGUGUGCAUAUAUGUGGAUUCAACUUUUGAAAUUUUUAAUAAAUAAUAUAAAGAGUAUGAGUAUUUUACAUUGCAUUCAGAAAGAAAGCAAUAGAGACUGGCAUUAGUUAAGCAGAGUAGUAGUAAAAAAAUGAAUACAUAAAAAUUUCAUAUACUAUGUAAUAUUUUCUGGUAACGUGGCUCACAUAUUUUGGUGCAUUUGUUGUUGUUUUUUUUGUUUAUUUGCCUUAUUGGAAUAUUUCAAUGAGAUUCUUCUAGAAAUUAGAAUUCAAGGCCAGUGUGGAUUAAUAGAACUUUCUAUACCAGAGUGUUUCAGACACAGAUUGCUGUAAUGUUUCAAUCAGGAUUGCUCUCUCAGCUGUACGGUUAACAUGAUUAUGGAAGUAAAUGUCUUUUUCUUUUUGUUUAUACCACAGUUGCUAACAGAAUAGCCUUGUAAUGGUACUGGUUUGGUAAUAUAUUGCAAUUCUUUUUUUCUUUUUUGCAGUGUGAAAGUGUUAUGGUGCUAUCAACAGCAGAUAAUGCUGAUUGCAGAAAAAGUUUUAAAGCUUUUUUUUUUAAUUGGAUCCCGUCCACAUAAGGUGACUUGGGUUUAAAGCCCCCAACUUCACUGAUCAUUCACUGUGUUUAUAUCUAGUCAAGUCUAGUAAAAAAUAAAUGUUUUGUUUUAAGGUGGUAAAAAUGAUGUCAGGUUUUGUUUCACUGUGGCAAUAGAGACUGCUCAAAGCUGCUCCACUGCAUUCCUACACUCUGUUGUGUGUGUGUGUUUGUGUGUGUGUGUGACAGAAAGAAGCAAUUUAAAGUCACUUGUUCUUUGAGGAAGUGUGUUUAUUUGACCUUUGGUCUGCAUAAUCAGUAAGGCUUCCAGCGAUAGAGUGUUUAGAUAGUGAUCAGUUCAAAGGACACACGUGAGCUUCAGAGAUAGUGCCAGGCAAGAGUGUCUGAACAAGUCGAGGAGAGACGUCUUAAACAAAUAUUAUAAAUCAGAUACUGUAGCUUCCUUCUUAAGCAGUUUAAUUUAAACAAAGCUUUAAAGACUAGUUCAAACAUUUAAAGAUGUAAUUUACUUGUACAUGAAGUCUUUUGUGUUCAGAAGCGUUGGCGUACCUCUUAGACAGACUUGUUUCUUAUUUUUUCGGGGUGCUUAAGCUGGAUAUUAUAUUGAUAAAAGGGUAAUAUAUACUCACACGUCCUCUUCAGUUUCCCAUCUCAUAUCUUGAGACCAAAAAAUAUAUAUUGUUUAAAAAGAGGAAAUCAGAAUUAGUUGAUCAUUACAAUAUGAUUUUCUUUUUCUUUUUUUGCCUCAAUAUGGUGUCAUUGCACUGUUUUAAAAUCAAUCCAUUGAGUUUGUUUGCUCUAAGGUUACGAAGGAUUUAGAAGGAAAUUGCUCUUUACGUUUAGCUUUGACAUGAGACUUGGUACUAUAUAUUAGUUUUGUAUCUGUAGUUGCCUUUUUAUAAAACUGCAUUUUCGGCUAUGUGUAACAUUUUGUAUGAAUCCUCAACCAAAUGAAUGAGUAACAAAUUAUGUACAUUACAAAUAAAACACCUAUAAACACCA
Molecule: messenger RNA, 4499 nt
Organism: Tachysurus vachellii
Lineage: Eukaryota; Metazoa; Chordata; Actinopteri; Siluriformes; Bagridae
Gene: wbp1la
Product: WW domain binding protein 1-like a
Exons: 4
Coding region: 270-1415 (381 amino acids)
Source: RefSeq, a predicted model, not a curated record